CUCAAAUCUUUUGUUUUCCGUUGGUUUUAACUUUCAUCAUCCACCGUAUACUUCGCCAAAUCCAUUUCUCUUCCAAUCCUCUUUUCUUCUCCCAGUGAAGGAAAGGAGCGACUGGAGAGAAGAGAGCAAUGGAGUUGGCAACCAAGUUCCAUAGCUCUUCCUUCUCUAUCUUCAACUCCCCUAGUUACAGAGGAAAAGCCGUUGCUUCUUCUCCGUCUUCUUCCUCAUCACUUCAGCUUUCCAAGCAAUGGUUGGGCGCCGGCUUAUCAACCCGGGCGGCUACUACGGCCAAAGCUACGCCGUCUCUGAGGUUUCUCUCGAGGCAGCGGAAGUCAAUUAUCAGUCCGGUGAAGUGCUCCGUUUCUCAGACCACGCCGGCAGAAACUUCCUCUGAGAAGAAGAGUCAGAGAAGAAGCGAUAUAAGGAACAUAGCAAUCGUGGCUCAUGUCGAUCAUGGAAAGACUACUUUGGUUGAUUCCAUGUUGAAGCAAGCUAAGGUGUUUCGUGACAAUCAAUUUAUGCAAGAAAGGAUAAUGGACUCGAAUGAUUUGGAGCGCGAAAGAGGGAUUACGAUACUGAGCAAGAACACGUCUAUUGCUUACAAGGAUACCAAGAUCAAUAUUAUUGAUACUCCAGGCCAUUCUGAUUUUGGUGGUGAAGUGGAGCGCAUCCUGAAUAUGGUCGAAGGCGUCGUUCUAGUGGUAGAUUCUGUCGAGGGGCCAAUGCCGCAGACUAGAUUUGUUUUGAAGAAGGCUCUGGAGUUUGGCCAUGCUGUUGUUGUUGUUGUCAACAAAAUUGAUAGACCUUCAGCUCGUCCAGAGUUUGUGAUCAACUCCACCUUUGAACUCUUCAUUGAGCUCAACGCAUCAGAUGAGCAGUGUGAUUUCCAAUCCAUUUAUGCUAGUGGCAUUCAAGGAAAGGCAGGAUUGUCUCCUGAUGAUUUGGCUGAGGAUCUUGGGCCACUUUUUGAGUCUGUAAUCAGAUGCAUACCCGGACCCCGCAUCGAAAAAGAUGGUGCACUGCAAAUGCUUGCGACGAAUAUUGAAUAUGAUGAACAUAAGGGGCGUAUAGCUAUUGGACGUGUCCAUGCUGGGUCCCUCCGGAGAGGGAUGGAAGUUAGGGUAUGCACAUCUGAAGACACAUGCAGAUUUGCAAGGAUUAGUGAGCUUUUUGUGUAUGAGAAGUUCUUCAGGGUUCCGGUAGAAAGUGUUGAAGCUGGUGACAUUUGUGCUGUCUGCGGAAUUGAAGAUAUUCAGAUUGGGGAGACCAUUGCAGAUAAAGCAGCAGGGAAGCCAUUACCUUCUAUCAAAGUGGAAGAGCCGACUGUGAAGAUGGCUUUCUCCAUAAAUACUUCACCAUUUGUUGGUAGAGAGGGGAAGUAUGUCACAAGCCGAAAUUUAAGAGAUAGACUCUUCCGUGAACUUGAGCGAAAUUUGGCCAUGAAAGUUGAAGAGGGUGAAUCCUCAGAUACUUUUAUAGUCAGUGGCCGUGGUACUUUACACAUCACCAUAUUGAUAGAGAACAUGCGAAGGGAAGGAUAUGAAUUCAUGGUGGGGCCACCCAAGGUGAUUAACAAAAGGGUGGAUGAGAAAUUGUUGGAACCUUUCGAGAUUGCGACCGUUGAGGUUCCCGAAGUGCACAUGGGCGCUGUUGUAGAGCUUUUGGGGAAAAGACGUGGGCAAAUGUUUGACAUGCAAGGAGUUGGGUCGGAGGGUACUACAUUUCUUAAAUACAAAAUUCCCACUCGAGGCCUUCUUGGAGUGAGAAAUGCAAUUUUGACUGCAUCCCGUGGAACAGCAGUUCUCAACACCAUAUUCGAUGGAUACGGCCCUUGGGCUGGUGACAUCAGCACAAGAGAUCAAGGCUCAUUGGUAGCAUUCGAGGAGGGAACAUCCACUUCUUACGCGAUGGCUAGUUCACAGGACAGAGGCCAAUUGUUCAUUGGUCCUGGCGUGGAUGUGUAUAAAGGUCAAAUUGUCGGAAUCCACCAGCGAUCUGGCGACUUAUCGCUCAACGUCUGCAAGAAGAAGGCUGCAACGAAUGUUCGUUCAAACAAAGAGCAAACAGUUGUUCUCGACACACCCAUGGAUUACAGUCUGGACGACUGCAUAGAGUACAUUCAGGAGGACGAACUAGUGGAGGUCACGCCAGCGAACAUCCGCAUGUGCAAGAACCCCAAGUUCAGCAAGAAGGGCAGCAGGUGAGAGUUGUGGGCACUGAUCUUCUUAUACAUCUGAGACAAUAAAGUUGAUUUUGCGAAUCCUCAUAUUUUUCGGCAAAAUUAAUCCCCGGUAUAGUUAGAAAGAUACGUUGGUCCUUUUUCUCUCUUACUGCAUGCAUGUAUUGCCGUUUUCACGGCCUUGGAAUCAAGUCAUUUCAGUGUUCUCGAGUCAUCAGUCUAGGAAUGAUUUUACAGCAUAGAUCAAUCUUCCACUUGGGCAGGAGGAGAUGGUUGUAUUUGUGUAUAGAACCAGAUAUGUUUAGAGAUGCAUUGUUGUACUUGUUUGGACUUGCAUCGUUUGGUACCAUUAUACAUCAGCGCUGGAGGUUACAUUUGGGGCAUCCUGUUACGAAUUACGAUGCGUUGAUUUGGUUUUCGAUUCUUUUUCUCGAUCAUGUAUGUCGUAGUUCGUCGCUCAAUGAAGGUGA
Molecule: messenger RNA, 2649 nt
Organism: Linum tenue
Lineage: Eukaryota; Viridiplantae; Streptophyta; Magnoliopsida; Malpighiales; Linaceae
Source: the annotation of a GenBank genome assembly